Coregonus clupeaformis (lake whitefish) is the source of this 2971-nucleotide messenger RNA. Its product is annotated as hepatocyte growth factor-like. Gene Ontology annotation, molecular function: serine-type endopeptidase activity; signaling receptor binding. The transcript has 18 exons. Gene Ontology annotation, biological process: proteolysis. The coding region runs from base 97 to 2232 and encodes 711 amino acids. NCBI's taxonomy places the organism in Eukaryota, Metazoa, Chordata, Actinopteri, Salmoniformes, Salmonidae. The record is from RefSeq and is a predicted model, not a curated record.
UGAACAACCCCAGUCCCUCUGUCCGAACGAAUUCCACCGUUACUAUUAUUGGGAUAUCAAUAAUAGUUUAUAUCGUGAACAGCCUUAGCAGCAACUAUGUGGAUUUACAACAUUAUUUUUACUCUCUUAAUCGUCCGUUAUUCUGAGUGCAGGAGGAAUGCAUUACAGGACUACCAGAGGACUGACGGCGUGCGAUUGGUCCAUUUGCCAGACACUGCCCUCCAUACUAAAAGCAGGAAGUUGAGCGUUGUGAAGUGUGCCCGUGGCUGCAGCCACAACAAGAUACUACCAUUCACCUGCAGAGCGUUCCUGUAUGAUCAGAAAAACAGGAAAUGCCAGUGGCUGUCAUUUGACAGGAACUACACAGGAGUCCAUAGCCAACACAACUUCAACUACCAACUCUACCAGAAGAAAGCCUAUGUGCAGGAGUGCAUAGUGGGGACAGGAGUGAACUACAGAGGGAGGAGGUCUGUAACAGCUAGUGGAAUCAGGUGCCAAGCCUGGGCCUCUCCUAUCCCUCAUGAACACAAUUUCCUACCGAGGAGGAACAGGAAGAAGGACCUGAGAAACAACUACUGUCGUAACCCUGACAACGCUAUUUCAGGACCAUGGUGCUUCACUACAGACCCCAACGUCAGACACCAGGACUGUGGAGUACCUGAGUGCUUACAGGUGGAGUGUGUGAGCUGUAACGGGGAAGGCUACAGAGGUCCUAUGGAUCACACAGAGACGGGACGGGAGUGUCAACGCUGGGACCUAGAGGAACCACACAAACACCUCUUCCACCCCAAGAGGUAUCCUGAUAAAGGCCUAGACGAUAACUACUGUAGGAACCCAGAUGGACGUCAACGACCGUGGUGUUUCACCCUGGAUGCACACACAUCCUGGGAGUACUGCAACAUCACAGCCUGCCCCUCAGACAGUGUGGGAGAGGUGGAUGUGACUACUAGUUGUUUCCGGGGUCGAGGCGAGGGCUACAGGGGGACAGUAGCAGUAACACCCAGUGGAGUGACCUGUCAACGCUGGGACUCACAGUACCCCCACAACCACACAUACAUACCCCGGGACUAUCGUUGCAAAGACCUGAGGGAGAACUACUGCAGGAACCCUGACGGCCUUGACCUCCCAUGGUGCUUCACUUCAGACCCUAACGUUCGCAAUGCAUUCUGCACCAACAUCCCCCGCUGUGGCACACAGAACACUGAACCCAAGGACUGCUACGAGGGCAAUGGAGAGAGCUACAGAGGAGAGGUGUCAAGGACCAGGUCAGGUCUUCCCUGUUCCAUCUGGAGAGACCAUAGUCGGGACAGAGAUGCAGCGGUGCUGACUGUGGGACAGGAGGGGAGUUUCUGUAGGAACCCAGACAGAGACACACACGGCCCCUGGUGUUACACUAACAACGCUGCUAUACCCUGGGACUACUGCAGCGUCAAACCUUGUGAACCAUCAGAGAACACCAUUCCACAGAGAGUGGAGGUGUCCAAGGUGUCAUGUUUCAUCCAUAAGACGACCAGGAUAGUAGGAGGCGCUCCAGUCGCCAUCACAGACGGAAGCUGGAUGGUCAGCAUACAGAAACGGUCCAGUCACUGGUGUGGAGGUUCUCUCAUACGAGAGGAGUGGGUCCUCACUGACAGACAAUGCUUCUCCUCAUGUGUUCCAGACCUGAGUGAGUACCGUGUGUGGUUGGGUGUAUCAGACCUCCGUGGCUCGGCUCCUAACAGCUCCUUCAGACAGGAAGUCUCCAUCUCCCAUGUGAUCUGUGGUCCUGAGGGCUCCAACCUGGCCCUCAUACGGCUGGCCCAGCCUGCCCUCCCUGCAGACAGUGUCCACACAAUUCAGCUGCCGGUGGCUGGGUGCUCCAUUGCUGAUGGCUCGAUGUGUAGCAUGCAUGGAUGGGGCGAGACCAAAGGUACGGGUCAUGAAAGUGUACUGAAGGUGGUCCAUCUGCCCAUGGUCAGUAAUGAGAGGUGUAGUGAACAACACAGAGGGAACCUCCACAUCACAGACACCAAGAUUUGCGCUGGGGGGAGGAGGGAUGAGGGGGUCUGUGAGAGGGACUAUGGCGGUCCCUUGGUGUGUCAGGAAGGAGAGAGCAGGGUCAUAGUGGGGGUCAGUGUCCAUGGCAGAGGCUGUGCCCGUGCCAACCGGCCUGGCAUCUUCAUCAACGUCCCCUUCUACACCCAGUGGAUCCACAAGGUGUUCAGACACUACCCCGAACCUCAGCUCAACUAGGCACUACCCUCAGAUCAACUAGAGAUAAACCUUUAUCCCAUCAUCAACUAGAGACUCAUUAGACCCAACCUUUAGACAUCCUACACCCAGUGGAUCCACAACUAGACCCCCCUUGAUAUAGACACACAUUGUUGUCACUACUCUUACCAGUGGCUCAGUCAGUUAAGGACCAACUGAGUCCCUGUGCAUUUGAAAGGGGGAAAACUCCAGCCGUACCGUAAAUAUCAGACGCAACUCCAAACUUGAUUCUGGACUUCAGACUCAUGGGCUUCUAUAUGUCUAUGGAGUGGACCUGUGAAGUGGAAUGCAAUUGUGUUGAUCAGACUGCUGGAUUGAUCCUUUAGAUAAUAUAAAUGUGUAGUGUUACAAACAUGCUACUAAGGACAACAGAGGUGUGGAUAUGUGGAUAUGUGGUCGGCCAACCACCAUGUCCUGAAGCUGGUAAGGUUUGGAUGUUCAGGACUCGUAUUGUACACAGUCAGUAAGAAGAUGUAGAUGAGGUGGUAAUAGGGGAGAGUGGGGUAAGUUGAGACACCCCUUGUUUCUAGGAAAACAUAUACAAAAUUAAUAAUGUGACCAAAUUUUUAGGAAGAGGUCAUCAUUUAAUGGAGUCAGAAGGAAGAAACCACAAACCAAUUUUCACAAAGUCAAUGGAUUGUAUUGUGUUACAGGUUUCAUGAUGCUUGUAUCUAAACCAAAGUAGAUCGUUUUCAGAUUGUUUUGUACAUCAGUUGGGGUC